This is a messenger RNA of Xenia sp. Carnegie-2017, 1658 nucleotides long. RefSeq names its product unconventional prefoldin RPB5 interactor-like. The transcript has 11 exons. Gene Ontology annotation, molecular function: chromatin binding; phosphatase inhibitor activity; transcription corepressor activity. The record is from RefSeq and is a predicted model, not a curated record. Lineage: Eukaryota; Metazoa; Cnidaria; Anthozoa; Malacalcyonacea; Xeniidae. Bases 180 to 1298 code for a protein of 372 amino acids. Gene Ontology annotation, biological process: negative regulation of transcription by RNA polymerase II; negative regulation of phosphatase activity.
AACCAUCUUGUUCCAACAUAACAGAUAAACAUUGUCCCGUACACAAUUCCGUAAUCAUCCAAAUGUGAUUUGUUGUCUCGUACCAUUCGUAGAAAGCCACAAUGUUAUCAUGAGAGACGUCGUGGGUAAUACCAUGUGGACGUGUGGCUAGGCUAACCACAGAUGAGGCUAUAUCGACAAUGUCUGAUCUUCGCGGUUUAACGCGACUGCGAGAUGAGCAGGAAAAGAGUUUGCAAAAUUGCAAUGACAUGAUAAGGAAAUGGGAGAAAUUCAAGAAGGAUUAUGAAUCAGUCGGAAAAUUGCUACGAGAUUUACCAAAAAAGACCGCACACGAUGUUAUGGUGCCAAUUGGCCCUUUGGCAUUCAUGCCCGGCAAACUUAUACAUACAAAUGAAAUCAUGGUUCUUCUCGGAGACAACUGGUUUGCGGAACGAUCAGCUUCUCAAGCAGUUGACAUCACAAAGCGUCGACUAAAGAGUGUGGAAGAAUACUUGGGUGAUUUAAAAAAAGAACAUUCCAACAUACUAUCCCAUAUGGCUUUUUCAUCAGAUAUUAUAAAUGUCAAGAAUCAAGUUGAUCAUCAAGAGAUAAAAGAAGAACUAACUACUAAAGAUAAAAGAAGACAAGAUGCAAAGAAGUCAGGAAGAGUUGCUCAUGCAAAAGCCACUAAAGGCAGUGUGAAAAAAGUGGACUUGCAAACCGGCACCAGUAACAGGACAAUGAAAUUAACAAAAGAUGAUCAGAACCUGUUUGCAAGACUAGAUGAACUUGAGAAAGAAGAACAAUCCCACUUGGAAAUGGAAAGUAAAAACACUCUAAUAGAUACAAAUACAAACAAAGGAGACAAUGGAGAUAAAUUACCAAGAGAAAUCAAUGUAUUUAGGCAAAAUAACACUGCUAAGGUUCAAAUAGAACCAUCUCAAAAACAAAAUCCCAAGAAAAAAGUUUCCUGGAAAACAGAUGUUGUUGAGACACCUCGUGAAAAAAUUGCAGCAGUUCCAAAAGAGAACAAAACAACCAUAUAUUUUACGCAUUCCCAUAAUAAGAUUUCUGAUGAAAAAUGUGCUCCAACUGAUGAAAAGCUCAUUAAUUCUCCCGCUGACAUCUAUAACCAAUACUUCAGAAGUGAUGAUUUAAAAAAGCAACAACGCAACCCACAGCCAUUUUCCGAUGUUGUUGUAGAGCACAAAGAUGUCUCUAGUUUAAAAAUACAACCGGAUCUUAAUCAGAGUGAACCAAGUGAGAAAAGAAUAGUAUCCAAGUUCAAAGCAAGAAGAACAAAAAAUGAUUUUGGAUGAAAAUAUUUCACGAGAAUGUGUUUUAGUCCAAUCGGAAUAUAUGAGCACAGUUAAUCUAUAAAAACAACUUCAUAAAUAUGUUUUAAUAUAUGUAUUGCAGUGUUUUCGAGUUCCAUCUAUUUGCUAAAACUAAUUGAAUCAUUUGCAAAGUCAUGAACACUAUCAUCUACAAGCUCUUCAGGUAAAGGUCCAUGAAUAUGGGGCAAAUAUGUGGGGUAAGGUGGGGGUUUAUGAUGCUUGGAGACAUCAUCCUUUACCUUUACAAUAUCACCAUUUCCACCGGGAAUUUGACCAUGAACAUACAAUACAUUAUACUUGGUAUUGAUGCGAUAGAUCUGUUAAUAAAAAAUGGCCAAGUAA